This is a messenger RNA of Drosophila virilis, 4260 nucleotides long. It is a transcript of the gene sgg, whose product is annotated as shaggy. Gene Ontology annotation, molecular function: protein serine/threonine kinase activity; ATP binding. Lineage: Eukaryota; Metazoa; Arthropoda; Insecta; Diptera; Drosophilidae. Gene Ontology annotation, cellular component: cytoplasm; axon; nucleus. The record is from RefSeq and is a predicted model, not a curated record. Gene Ontology annotation, biological process: negative regulation of canonical Wnt signaling pathway; signal transduction; protein phosphorylation.
GCAAUGUGACUCUGAUGCAACAAAGUUGACAGUGCAAAGAAGAAAGUGAUUGAAUGUGAAAGAGAACAUAAGCAAAACAAAGCAUAUAAUAAAAUAAAUAUCAACAUACACAAAUAGUGAGAAAGACUUCGUGGUUAAUUUAGAUUAACAAAGGCAAAACAAUCAGCAAAUAUAACUGCAGACAUUGAAAACCUGAUGGCAACAACAGCAACAAAAGCCGCAGCAGCAGCGCCGCCCGCCAAUGCGGCUCCCGUCAUCAGCAGCAGCAGCAGCAACAGCAGCAACAACAACAACAACAACAGCAACAGCAACAACAUCAUAAGUGCACCGAUCAAAAUUCCAUUGAACGAAAGGUUCUUAACGCAAACAUCAACCGGGUCAGCGGACAGCGGGGUCAUCGUGACGAGCGCCUCACAGAAGCAGCUCUGCAGCGGCUCGCAGGCGACGCUGCUACAGCUGCAACAGCUGCCGGUGCGCAGCAGCAGCGGCUCACUCAGCCUGCACGGCCCGCUGCCCAAAUGGCAACGCCAGCAGCAACAGCAGCAGCAGCAGCGCCAACUGCUGCAGCAGCAGCAGCAACAGCAGCAGCUGCUGCUCAGCCAGGACAGCGGCAUCGAGCAGCGUGUCGGUGAGCGCGCCUCCGGCGGCGCGGGUGGCGCCCAAUCGAACAGCAGCAGCGAAUCGCUGGGCAGCAGCAGCGGCAAUGAACAGCUACAGGUGGCAGCUGCCGCCAGAGGUGGACGCACACGCGCCGCCUCAGCGCUCGAAUUGAGCAGCGUUGGCGUCAGUGUCGGUGCUGGCAGUGUCGUUUUGCGUCGCAUCAAAUACAAGAGCACCAACAGCACCGGCACGCAGGGCUUUGAUGUGGAGGAUCGCAUCGAUGAGGUGGACAUUGUCGAUGAUCGUGACGAUGAGGACGAUCUGGAGGAGGAAGAGGAUGAGGAUGAUGGCGUUGCUGUCGAUGUCGAUGUGGAUGUGGAUGUCGAUGUCGAUGUCGAUGUGGAUGUGGACGAAGAUGAUACACAGUCGGGCAUCAUUAUUAACAUUGGCAAGCACGAGCAUGUGCAAAGAUUAAAGGCAACGCCUGCGGCUGCGACGGUAGUGAAGCAAGAGGAGGAGCUGCCCUUAGAGUUGGCGCCAUUAACAGUUGCUGCUGCGGCGGCAAAAAGACGUGAUGCACGCAGUUUGGGCACAGAUGGUCGCAUAUUUUUUCCGCUUCUAAAGAUCAACGAGGAUCCGCAUAUUGAUGCCAAGCUGAUCAAUCGCAAGGAUGGCCUGCAGGACACCAUGUACUAUCUGGACGAGUUUGGCAGUCCAAAGCUGCGCGAAAAGUUUGCACGCAAACAGAAACAGCGCAAGGCCAAACAGCAAAAGGCGCUGCUCAAACGGGAGCGCGAGGAGCAGCGCAAGAAGCGCAACACAACGGUGGCCUCCAAUCUGGCGGCCAGCGGCCUUGAGACCAAAGACCAACCCAACCACUGUGAUAGAAAUCGUUUAACGAUUGACAAACAGAUAUCGGAUCCGCAUCCAAAUGCCGUUGCCGUUGAUGACGAUGAUGAUCCCGAUGCAGAUCUGGUUAAGAUGCGCGUCCGCAGUCAUAGUCAUGAUAAUCAUUACGAUGCUAUUCCCGAUCUAAAACCUGUCCCAGUACGCCGUCACUCAGAUGAUCGCAAUGCCGCAGCCGAUGAUGCAGCUGGCUACGUUGAUGAUGAGUAUGAUGAAAUUGAGACGGGCGCCGAGGCGGAGGCUGCACUGCAUGUUGGCAACGACAGUCUCGAGAGUGUAAAGACUGCAAAACUGGCUAGAACACAAUCCUGCGUUAGUUGGACCAAAGUGGUGCAAAAGUUUAAGCAUAUACUAGGUCGUGAUGGUUCCAAAAUUACAACAGUCGUUGCAACGCCUGGCCAAGGCACCGAUCGGGUUCAAGAAGUUUCCUAUACAGAUACAAAAGUUAUCGGCAAUGGCAGCUUUGGGGUCGUCUUUCAGGCGAAACUGUGCGACACCGGCGAAUUGGUUGCAAUCAAAAAAGUUUUACAAGACAGACGAUUUAAGAACCGUGAAUUGCAAAUAAUGCGCAGAUUGGAGCAUUGUAACAUUGUAAAACUUUUAUACUUUUUCUAUUCGAGCGGUGAAAAGCGAGAUGAAGUAUUUUUGAAUUUAGUCCUCGAAUAUAUACCAGAAACUGUAUACAAAGUGGCACGUCAAUAUGCCAAAACCAAGCAGACGAUACCAAUCAACUUUAUACGGCUCUAUAUGUAUCAAUUGUUCAGAAGCUUGGCAUACAUUCAUUCGCUGGGCAUUUGCCAUCGUGAUAUCAAGCCGCAGAACCUGCUGCUCGACCCGGAAACGGCCGUACUCAAGUUGUGCGAUUUUGGCAGCGCCAAGCAGCUGCUGCACGGUGAGCCGAAUGUCUCGUAUAUCUGCUCCCGGUAUUAUCGGGCCCCCGAGCUCAUAUUUGGCGCCAUCAACUAUACAACUAAGAUCGACGUGUGGAGUGCCGGUUGCGUUUUGGCCGAACUGCUUUUGGGACAACCCAUAUUUCCCGGCGAUUCUGGUGUCGAUCAACUGGUCGAGGUGAUCAAAGUUUUGGGCACACCGACAAGAGAACAAAUACGCGAAAUGAAUCCAAACUAUACGGAAUUCAAAUUUCCGCAGAUUAAAAGUCAUCCAUGGCAGAAAGUUUUCCGUAUACGCACUCCGACAGAAGCUAUCAACUUGGUGUCGCAGCUGCUCGAGUACACGCCCAGCGCCCGCAUCACGCCGCUCAAGGCCUGUGCACAUCCGUUCUUCGAUGAGCUGCGCAUGGAGGGCAAUCACACCUUGCCCAAUGGCCGCGACAUGCCGCCACUAUUUAACUUUACAGAGCAUGAACUCUCGAUACAGCCUAGCUUAGUGCCACAGUUGUUGCCAAAGCAUCUGCAGAAUGCAGCACACACAACCGGUGCUAAUCGCGCCUCGGCCGGCGGUGCAGCACCCGCCGCGGCCAGUGGCUCAACCAGCGUCUCCUCAACGGGCAGCGGUGCGUCCGCUGAUGGUGCCGCUCAGUCACAGCAACAGCAACAGGCGCCCGCAUCAGCAGCAGUAGGAGCUGCCAGUGCAGUUGCCGGUGGCGCCCCAAACGUUGGCGUUCAGGGCAACAACAGCAGCAGCAACAGUGGUAAUGCAACUGCCGUCGCAUCUGCUGUUGCAUCGGCUCCAAAUGCGCAGCAAUCAAAUGCGCCAGCAACUGUCGCCGGCGGUGGUGGCGGCGGCGGCGGUGGUAGCGGUGGUGGCGUUGCGGCAGCUGCCACAGCAGCCGGCGCAAUUGCCACAAGCAAUGCUGGUGGCGCCAACAUAACAGGCUCGCAGUCGAACAGCGCCUUGAACAGCAGCGCCAGCGGCAAUGGUGUGGCUGAAGGCAGCGCUGCAGGUGACGAGGAGGGUGGUGGUGGUGGUGGUGGUGGAGGUGAUGAUGGCGGCAGCAGCAAUGGCAGCGGCGACAACGACGCAGCACCAGCAGAAGCUGACGCAACGUCAGCCGGCACAUCGGGUUAGCACAGCGGCGGCGCCAUGUUAAUGUAAAUGUUGUUUACAGUGAACUGUUAUUAACAUUUUUUUUUUUCUUGCUCGCCUCUUAUGCAACGGGGCUUAAAGUAAAUAAAGCAACAUUCAAUUUACAGCUUCACACAUACACACAUACAGAAAGAAGCACGGAAAGAGCAAAACAAGCAAAGUCUAAAAAUUAAAAAGUUCACCCAAAUCGCAUAUGUAGGAAUAGCAAGGGUUAAAUAAACUAUUUGUUUGAAAACAGGGCUUAAAUUUAUUUUCACCCAACUCACACACACACACACACUUAAACACACUUAAACACACACUUAAACACACAUGCAUGCAUGCAUGCAGCUGUGUUCUUCCGAAAGCUUUCCCUAUGUUAAAAGCUUUUCUCUGCUCUUCUCUUAUGGAUCGCAAAUGCAUGUUUGUUUACACACACAUGCAUAUGCAGCGUGCGUAAGCGAUGUGUGUGUGUGUGUGUGUGGCCUUGUAUUGUGUAUGUGUGUAUGAUUGCUUGUACAUUGGGCGCAAUGCAAAAUCUUAGCAUAAUCGAAAACAAAAUAAAAUAAAAAAAAACACACAAAAUACAAAGCAAAGCAAAUGCCUAACUGCAUAUGUAACAAAUAUGUAUUAUUAUUAAAAAAAAAAGAAAAAAGUAAAAACAAAAAUUAAUUCAGACCUAAUAACAGACACGCACGCAAUACGGUGUCACAAAUCAAAAAGGCAAAA